AAGAAAUCGCCGUCUCAGCCAGAAGGUUCUAGUGGAAGGUCUCAGAAGGCCGACAAGAAAAGAAAAAAAAGGUCUGAGAAGUCUACAAAGGUACCGUUAACAGUUAGCACAUACGAGAAAGUUCAAGCAAACACACACAAGAAUCCCUUGGAGCCUGUAAGCAGAGUGGUGAUGGGAGACGAGGAUUGGAGAAAGAUUAGACUUUUAUGUCCCUCUGUAUCGAAAGUUAUCGACUGGGUUGCUUGGAACGAUCAGAAACUGGACUUCAAGUCUAUAGCCGCAGCGUUUGGGCUCGAGCCGUCGACGGUGAAGCUCAAUGGUCACUUCAUAAGCAGAGAUAAUGAUUUAGUCGCUUCUUGUGUGACGUGGAAGUCUUUGCUCGCUUUCUUCUCAGCUAAAGGCUUGUCUACUGGUAAAGACGGAGCUGGUGCUCUCCUCGUCGACGGCAAGCUCUCUAAAGUCGGUACCAAAAGAGCAUACUCUGAUCCUCAAACCAUCAACGAUCUUGGUCUAAACAGAAACAAGAAGUUGAAGGAUAAGUGUUCAAUUGAGGAACCUCUGCUCUCUGGAUGCAACAAGAGAAAGUUAUUGUCUGAAGAUAUGCACUCAUUCAAGAAACUAAAACUCUACAUGGGUGAUAGCUCGGGAAUACAAAGCGGAGUAAAAUGCAGUUUCACUAGUGAUGGUCUCAAGAGGACAAGAGAAGAUGAUAUGAUGAUUGCUUCCACAUCUCGUAAGAAGAUAAGAUAGAUAUCUACUUUGUAAAAACAGAGCAUGAUGUAAAAGUUUUUUUCUCAUGUAUUCUAUUGACUAAAAGAGAUGCAAAAUUCCAAAUCUUAAAAAGGCAAAUCUCACUGGUCCAAGUAUACAUA
Raphanus sativus (radish) is the source of this 872-nucleotide messenger RNA. RefSeq lists its product as uncharacterized. The transcript is spliced from 4 exons. Lineage: Eukaryota; Viridiplantae; Streptophyta; Magnoliopsida; Brassicales; Brassicaceae. The record is from RefSeq and is a predicted model, not a curated record. The coding region runs from base 172 to 750 and encodes 192 amino acids.